UCAUUUUUCACUGUCAAAUUUCCCUCCUCCCAAACUUAGCAGACAACCAUCCAUGGCGGAAGAGGACACAGAGACGAUUCGACCUCAAUUCCCAACCGGCCGGAUCAAGAAGAUAAUGAAGCUCGACGAGGACAUAAACAAGGUAACCUCAGAAGCCCUAUUUCUCGUCUCUUGCUCCGCCGAGCUCUUCCUCCAAUUUCUCGCCGAGAGAUCUGCAGAUGUCGCCACCGAGAAGAAGCGAAAGAUCGUCAAGCUCGAGCACAUACGUACGGCCGUCAAGAGGCACGGUCCGACGAGCGAUUUCCUCCUCGACUCGCUUCCCGAGUCGUCGCAGCCGUCCGAUAAACAACCGGCUGAACGGAAUCGCUCCCGCGCGGUGGCUGAGAAGCCGGUUCCAGCGGGAACUCGUCGGAUUGAUGAAUUCUUUCGCAAGCCCGUAAAUGAAGCGCCAAUCGAGAUCAACGAGUCCUAGAUUCCUCUCGUUUUGUUGAGCGGGCCGGAAAAUGACUUUUGGUUAUGCCUUUUGGUUAAUUUUGGUUAGAGUUACUUCGAUUUAUGAGUUUGGUCCUUUUGGUUGUAAUCUUAAUAUGAGGAAAUCAAUCAACAAUUCUCAAUAUGUUGUUUUCUUGAUUGUCUUGUAUGUUUGUCAGAUUUCAAUUUCGUAAUUAUAUAGACGAAACCAGCCAUUAUAUCGUGUAUUAGCG
Molecule: messenger RNA, 704 nt
Organism: Morus notabilis
Lineage: Eukaryota; Viridiplantae; Streptophyta; Magnoliopsida; Rosales; Moraceae
Product: DNA polymerase epsilon subunit C
Exons: 1
Coding region: 53-472 (139 amino acids)
Biological process (GO): regulation of DNA-templated transcription
Cellular component (GO): nucleus
Molecular function (GO): protein heterodimerization activity
Source: RefSeq, a predicted model, not a curated record